Molecule: messenger RNA, 969 nt
Organism: Naumovozyma dairenensis CBS 421
Lineage: Eukaryota; Fungi; Ascomycota; Saccharomycetes; Saccharomycetales; Saccharomycetaceae
Gene: CRG1
Product: S-adenosylmethionine-dependent methyltransferase
Exons: 1
Coding region: 1-969 (322 amino acids)
Molecular function (GO): S-adenosylmethionine-dependent methyltransferase activity
Source: RefSeq, a predicted model, not a curated record
AUGUCUUCCCCUAUUGUUCCCAAUACGUCUGUUGAUGUAGGCAACCUGGCUCAACAAUUAAAUCAAAUAUUAGUUUAUAAAAUAUAUAUAGAAAAAAUGCCAAGUACUAGUUAUCUUGAUAAAAACUAUAAAUCAACUCAUUAUAACAAUGUUCGUCCAUCAUACCCUAAAACGUUAAUCACUGAAAUCCUAAAUUAUCAUAUGGGUCCAUGCGAACGUUUAGUUGAUGUCGGAUGUGGUACUGGUAAGGCAACUGUACUUUUCAAAGACAAUUUUAAAGAGAUUGUAGGUGUUGAUCCUUCUGAGAGUAUGUUAAAAUCUUUUGCGGAUGUAAUCGAAAACGAUGUAGCAGAAAGUGAAAGAGGGAAAUUUAAAUUGAUUAAAGCACCAGGUGAAAGUUUUCCAGAAGUUGAAAACAGUUCUGUCGAUCUCGUCAUAGGUGCUGAGUCCAUUCAUUGGUGUGACAUGCCAAAAUUAUUUAACGAAGUUAAUAGAGUCUUAAGAGAUGACGGAACUUUUGCAUUUUGGUUUUAUUGUCAACCUGAAUUUAUGGAUUUAGGACCAAAAGCUCAUGAAAUUUAUUACAAAUAUGGUUGGAGUGAGCAAUUUAUGGGUAAGUAUUUGACCGCUGAACAGAGAGCAUUUUUCAAUACUUUUGGAGGUCCAAAAUUACCUGAAUUAUUGGGUAAGGAAUUCAGAGAUAUUGAAUUUAGAAAACAUGACGCUCUUCAUAAAGAUAUUAAAGAAGUCUCUUCGUUCUAUAUGGAUGGUUCUAUGACUUUGCAAGAUUUUAAAGGGUUAGUUAAAAGUUGGAGUUUAUACGCCUCCUGGAAAAGAGAUCAUCCUGACGAACCAGAUAUCGCUGACACUUUUAUUGAUGAAUUAAAAACUGAAUGUUCUGUUGAGAGUGAAUCAACACCAUUAAGAGUAGAAUGGGAUACUUUCCACUAUUUAUGCAGAAAAAAAUAA